AUGACCUUCAACUUCCUCGCCCUCCCCCCCGAAAUCCGCCUCCAGAUCUACCCCUACCUCUUCAACCCCAGCAAAUACAGAUCCAGCUACAAGCGCAUCACACGCCUCACAUCCGAAGCCGAAGAGGAAGCCAAAAGCCACUGCGACGACAAUGUCCAGCGCCGCUUUAUCCCGGACGUCUCACUUCCCAGAAUCUACCUCGACCGGUCAACGCCAUCCAUCCUCCUCGUCAACCGGCAGAUCACAUCAGAGGCCCUCCCUGUCCUCUACGGCACAACGCUCACGGUGUCCAGCACGCCGACGACAUACCUGGCGAUGUGGCAGAUGGACCUAGCGGAGUUUAUCUGCGAGACGCUGCUGCAGCGGAUGCAGUUUGUGGUGCUGAAGCUGGCGGCGCCCGAGAAGUACUUUGUGUUUGAGUUGUUGGAGAUUUGGGGGGUGAGGAAUGAGCUGAAGAGGCUUGUUCUGCUUGUGCCGGUGGAAAGGCCGUAUUAUGAUAUCACGAAGGCGCAGUGGGAUCUUGUUGAGAGGCGGUUGAGGACGUUUGCGCAGAAUGGCGGGUUUGCGUUUGAGAUGCAGGUUGAGCAGGCGAAAGGUUGA
This is a messenger RNA of Aspergillus puulaauensis, 600 nucleotides long. RefSeq lists its product as uncharacterized. The record is from RefSeq and is a predicted model, not a curated record. Bases 1 to 600 code for a protein of 199 amino acids. Lineage: Eukaryota; Fungi; Ascomycota; Eurotiomycetes; Eurotiales; Aspergillaceae. The transcript has a single exon.